AAAACAAAACAAAAAAGGGAUUUCAGUUUUUAGUUUUUUUAGUAGUUUUCAAUCAAUCAAAGCCUUGAAGCCCUUAGCAACUACAGCUUCGAGACAAUAACGAGAGGCGAGCAAUAGAGAGAGAAAACACAGACUACCAAUACGCGCACAAAAUAAAAAAAAGGGCACAAAAUUCUUUUCUUUCUUCUUGAAUCCAAAAGAACCCUAAGAUAGAGAAAUCGGUAGUUCAAUUUCGCAUUGCAUUUCGAGAUCUCGAUUCUUCAGACCGUGUCAGGGAUUGGUUGUGCAUUGGCUAUGGCAAAUUCUAAGGGUUCAUCAAACUUCAGAAAUUCUUUGUACUCUGGAAAGCAUGCUUUACUGCCUCCUAAAAUUCCAUUUCCUAGUGUUUCUCCGGCAUAUGUUGAUUAUGCAUCCAGUAGUGUAAUUGGACCAAAAGCGAUUCAAAAGCCUAAAGAGGGUAAUGUACACCACCAGCGAACAUCUUCUGAGAGUUUCCUAUUGGAGGAGCAACCUUCUUGGCUUGAUGAUCUCCUUAAUGAGCCAGAUACACCGGUGCGCAGAGGAAGUCAUCGACGAUCAUCAAGUGACUCUUUUGCAUAUAUAGAUGUAAUAAAUGCUUCUAAGAUGGAUUAUGCAGCUCAGGAUGAGUACAGAUAUAAACAUUUGAUCUCUGUUCCUUCUUGGGGAUCUAAGGAUUUGGAUUAUCACAAGGAUUCUAGGCAUGCCCAUUUCUAUAGUGAAGCAAGCUUGGCGAAGCCAAAGAACAGAGCAUGGGAAUCACCAGUGAAUACCGUGCCUCAUCCAAGUAGCCUUCCUUCUGCCAGGGAGAGUGUUCUGCAGGGCUCAGGAGCAUCAGGUGAAACACAUGAAGCAGAUGGUGUUACAUCUACAGCAAAUGAAAAGCUGGAGGCAGCAGAAGUUGGUCCUCAUGAUCCAAAAUCAUCCGAGAAAAAGGAUAAUUCCCAUACUAAGCCAUCUGAAUCUGACAUGAAACGUGCCAAGCAGCAAUUUGCCCAACGUUCAAGGGUCCGGAAACUUCAAUACAUAGCUGAGCUGGAAAGGAAUGUGCAAGCUUUACAGGCAGAAGGGACUGAAUUUUCUGCUGAGCUUGAAUUUCGUAACCAGCAGAACCUUAUUCUGAGCAUGGAGAACAAAGCUCUGAAGCAACGUUUAGACAAUUUAGCUCAGGAGCAGCUUAUAAAAUGCUUGGAGCAGGAGGUAUUGGAGAGGGAGAUUGGAAGGCUGCGAGCCUUGUACCAGCAGCAGCAACAUCAGCAACAGCAACAACCACCAUCUUCAAGUCAUCAACGCACUAGCAGCCGAGACCUUGAUUCCCAGCUUGCAAACCUAUCCUUGAAACACAAGGAUGCAAAUACUGGCCACGACUCUGUGACUGGUCCACUUCACAUUUAACUGCACGAUAUAGCUAUUGUGUUGUGCCACUACUUUCCACUAUUGGCCCUGCCAACAUUGACAUCAUAAAAACCGAGCUCAUCCAAGUCUUGGUGCUCCCCUCACUGGCUGAUUUGCCCAUGUUAGUUUUUCCGCUGUUUCAUUCCCUUUGUUUUUUGGUUUUUUUUUUUUUUGACCUUUUGAAAAAUUAUUAUUUUCUUGUGCACCUGGUAGUCAUUGCCCGAAAUUUGCACUUCGAGCGCAUGAAUGACUCGCCCGAGGUGGUAACUUAAACCAGGUUCCAUGUCUUGCCCUAUCAUGUAUGCUCUAAUUGUUAGAAAAAGGUUGUAUGCUUUGCAGUUCUCUUCCAUUUAUAUGUCCAUCCUGUGGGUUCCAUUCAACCGCACAACAUGGUGAUUAGGUUAUUUUCAAUGUCUAAGAAAAUCGCUUCCAGUAUCAUGUAUCAGAUGAAACACAUUUUUCUUUCAUGAGUUGUUUAAUAGUUUAUAAUUUUGAGAUUCAUUUGGUUACAGUAUAGUACUUAUAACAUUUAAAGUUACAAGUUAUCUCAUCUUUUAGAUCAA
Mangifera indica (mango) is the source of this 1976-nucleotide messenger RNA. RefSeq lists its product as uncharacterized. Gene Ontology annotation, biological process: regulation of DNA-templated transcription. The coding region runs from base 295 to 1413 and encodes 372 amino acids. The record is from RefSeq and is a predicted model, not a curated record. NCBI's taxonomy places the organism in Eukaryota, Viridiplantae, Streptophyta, Magnoliopsida, Sapindales, Anacardiaceae. Gene Ontology annotation, molecular function: DNA-binding transcription factor activity. The transcript is spliced from 5 exons.